Molecule: messenger RNA, 1556 nt
Organism: Cygnus olor (mute swan)
Lineage: Eukaryota; Metazoa; Chordata; Aves; Anseriformes; Anatidae
Gene: TRMT10B
Product: tRNA methyltransferase 10B
Exons: 8
Coding region: 35-925 (296 amino acids)
Biological process (GO): tRNA N1-guanine methylation
Cellular component (GO): nucleus; nucleoplasm
Molecular function (GO): tRNA binding
Source: RefSeq, a predicted model, not a curated record
GGGCAGCCCCGGAGCGGAGCGGAACGCGGCGCCGAUGGAGGGAGGCAGCGCGGCGGGCGGGCCGGCGGCGGGGGAGGCGGCAGCGCUCCGCGAGGCCCUCCGCCUGCUGCGGAUCGAGCCGUCGGCUGUGGGCCCGAGCACGGCGCGGGCGGGCGGAGCGGCGCCGUGCUCGAGGAAUGUCCUGCGGAAGCGGAGGCGCUGGGAGCGGGUGCUGGCGGCGCGGAGGAGGCGGCGGCGGCAGGAGAGGGAGCGGAGCCGGGCGCGGCGGGCCGGGGGCCGAGGGGCUGCCCGCCGGCACAGCAAGGCCCUGGCGGAGGAGCGGCUUCUGGAGGCCCGGGCGUCGGGGCCCCGGCUCUGCGUGGACCUCGGCAUGGCCGACCGCAUGACGCUGAAGGAAACAAGCCGCCUUGCCUCUCAGAUCAGGAGACUCUACGGGGCCAACAGACAGGCCGAGAAGCCGUUUUGGCUCUAUCUGACGGAGUUUGUCGUGGGCUCGUUGAUCUAUGAGGAAUGCUUUCGUAUGAAUGACGGCUUCUCCAAUUACUUGAUGGAUACUACUCAAGAAAGUUACCUGGACCUGUUUCCUUUAGAUGCAAUUGUUUAUCUCACUCCUGACUCUGAGAAUGUCCUUGAAGAUAUUGAUCCAAAAAAAGUGUACAUCCUUGGAGGCCUGGUGGAUGAAAGUAUUCACAAGAAGCUGACUCUGCGAAGGGCACAAGAGCAGUCCUUGCAGACAGCCCGCCUCCCAAUUCGUGAGUACAUGGUAAAAGCUGUAAAUACCAAGAACUACCACUCAGAGACACUGGCAAUUAAUCAAGUCUUUGAUGUCUUGUCAACUUACUACAAGACCCGAAGUUGGCCAGAUGCCUUGAAAGCUGGAGUUUCUUCUGGAAAAGGCUAUGUGCUUCCAGAUGCAGAGAAGUAAGUGGAGAUACCUCAGCAUGACAACGCACAAGAAAACUCUUUUAUUUUCUGAUGUUAAGGAGUUCUGCAGGGAAGAGGAACAAACUUCAGAUUUCAAGCAGAGGCACCAGCAUGAACGUGUGUAGAAAAAACAGCUCUGCUUAAAUUUAUUUGCAUACAGACUUUGUCAAGGGUGACACAUUCUGCCUCAGCAGUACAAUGCUGGAAAUGACUUUUCAUCCUGAAAUGAAAAACAAAAGCCAGUUGAGCCUUGGCAUCAACAAAGAACUGACAGGAAUUCAGUUUAACAAGCAUCUGCAAACAAAAAUAGAGAAUCUGUGACUCUUAAGCCUGCAACUGUUCUAAGACAGGGAGGAGAGCUUAACAGUAUUUCUUUCACCUUGAUUAAAUAGGAAGAAUUGCAGAGCACAUUGUUGAAUAAAAGUCCUUCCUCCCAAGGAAAAGAACAGUGCUGUUCUAAUUGGGCAACACAGGAUGGGAAGAGAUUCUGCAAUGAACAAAGUUCGUAGGUACACCAUGUGCUAUUUUCUUCAUACCUCUUGUAUUGAAGACUUGGUGUGUUGCUGAAGCCUGUAGGUAAUUCUGUGCAUGCUGCUCACAUUCUAAAAUAAAAUGUUUAAAGUUCCAUUGCA